AUUUUUCCCUACCCGGGGAAGAAAUUUAGGCUUUUCCUUUAGAUUUGAUCUCUCUCUCUCUCUCGCGUCAUGGCGAUGGAGGAAGGCGGAGGAGGUGGAGGAGCGCAUGGCGGCAUGAUCCGGCUCCAGUGCCAGGUCCAGCACUACGAGUGGGGGCGAAUUGGCGAGGAGAGCGAGGUGGGUCGGCUUCACGCGCUCAUGACCGGCAGCGCGGUGGACGCGGAUGUGCCCUACGCGGAGCUGUGGAUGGGAACGCACGCGUCGGGGCCGUCGACGGUGCUGCGCCGGGGUGGUGCCGGCCAAAUUCUACUCAAGGAUUGGCUCCAGCGCCACCCCGAGGCGCUGGGCGAUCGCGUCCUGGAGCGCUGGAAUGGAGAUUUGCCUUUUCUCUUCAAGGUGUUGUCGGUGGCCAAGGCGCUGUCCAUCCAAGCGCACCCAGACAAGAAGCUGGCCGAGUAUUUGCAUGGCAAGAACCCUCAAGUGUACAAGGAUGCAAACCACAAGCCGGAGCUGGCCUUGGCUCUCACGCGCUUCGGUGCCUUGUGUGGAUUCGUGACUUCACAGGAGCUCCAGGCGGCGCUGGAAUCCGUCCCCGAGCUGCGCGACGCGUUGGGACCGCUGGUGGUGGAGAGCGUCAUUCGUAGCGGCUGCGGCCAGAGCGCCAAGGACGUGUUGCGGAGAGCAUUUACGUGCCUCAUGACACUGGACGAGAGCGUUGUGACGCACACCCUCUCCAACCUCAUUGACCGUCUCAAGCGCAAGUCCAAGGCUGCUGGAGGGCUGAGCCCCAAAGAGGAGCUGGUCGUGAGCCUGGAGAAGCAGUACCCGGGCGACGUCGGUGUCCUGUCCGCCUUCUUUCUAAACUACACCAACUUGGAGGCCGGCCAGGCCGUGUUCCUCGACGCGAACGAGCCACACGCUUACCUCUACGGCGAGUGCGUGGAAUGCAUGGCCACCUCCGACAACGUGGUCCGGGCCGGCCUGACGCCAAAGUUUCGGGACACGCAAACUCUCUGCUCCAUGCUCAGUUACAAUCAGGGUCCGCCACAGAUUCUAGACGGUUGCUACGUCAACCCCUUCACCCGACGCUACUCGCCACCAUCGGAUGAGUUUGAGGUGGACCACAUAUGCGUUCCGGUGGGUGGCACGGCCAAGAUCUCAUCACCGUGCGGGCCAUCGAUCUUUCUCGUCUACAGAGGUAUGGGAGUGUUGAGCCGGGUCGGGAAAGAGGACGAGGCCAACAGCAUCAUCGCGGGGCUGGUGCGGGGGAAUAUCUUCAUGCUCGUCGCUGGCACGGAGCUGGAGGUGUCCGCGGUGAUGGACGUGGAGGAAAGCUAUGGCGAUGGAGAACAUCCUGUGCAGGAUGCGUUGCAGCUCUACAGGGCCGGGGUGAGCAGUAGGCUUCUUCAUCAGGCCGUGUGACGGCCAGUUUUGCUAUACAUGCGAAGUGUAAAUAAGAUUUGGGAUCAAUAGAAGGCUCUUCUAACAUA
Selaginella moellendorffii is the source of this 1490-nucleotide messenger RNA. Its product is annotated as mannose-6-phosphate isomerase 1. Gene Ontology annotation, biological process: carbohydrate metabolic process; GDP-mannose biosynthetic process. Gene Ontology annotation, molecular function: zinc ion binding; mannose-6-phosphate isomerase activity. Gene Ontology annotation, cellular component: cytosol. Bases 70 to 1422 code for a protein of 450 amino acids. The transcript has 5 exons. Lineage: Eukaryota; Viridiplantae; Streptophyta; Lycopodiopsida; Selaginellales; Selaginellaceae. The record is from RefSeq and is a predicted model, not a curated record.